This is a messenger RNA of Exophiala aquamarina CBS 119918, 852 nucleotides long. RefSeq lists its product as uncharacterized. The coding region runs from base 1 to 852 and encodes 283 amino acids. The record is from RefSeq and is a predicted model, not a curated record. Gene Ontology annotation, molecular function: oxidoreductase activity. The transcript is spliced from 2 exons. Lineage: Eukaryota; Fungi; Ascomycota; Eurotiomycetes; Chaetothyriales; Herpotrichiellaceae.
AUGCCGCGAGUCUUCCUCAUAACCGGGACCUCGUCCGGCUUCGGGAAAUACUACGCGCAAGAAGUGCUCGACCGCGGCGAACACGUGGUCGCGACGGCGCGGGACCCGUCCAAACUCAGCUUCAACAACACCACCCCAGACAACUUCCUGGCCCUAAACCUAGACGUGUCCUCGAAAGACUCGAUAGCCUCGGCAUUCAGCUCCGCCCUGGCGAAGUUCUCGCGCGUCGACGUCGUGGUCAACAACGCGGGCUACGGCCUGGCCGGCUGCUUCGAGGAAUACACGGAGGACCAGAUCCGGCGGCAGAUGGACAUCAAUUUCUUCGGCGUGGUCGACGUCACGCGCACCGCGAUGGAGGUGAUGCGCGACCAGCAGAGCCCGCCCGGGGGCCUGAUCCAGCAGAUCACGAGCAUCGGGGCGCAGCGCGGCGUGCCGUUGUUCAGUCUUUACUGCGCGAGCAAAUGGGCCGUCGAAGGCUUCACCGAGGCGGUGUCUCAUGAGGUCAAGCCCGAGUGGGGGAUCAAGUUCACAUGCGUGGAGCCCGGCGGGUUUCGGACGGAUUGGGCAGGCCGCAGCAUGGAAAUCGCGAGCCCGCGGCAUCCGGCUUACAACCACAUGAACGCCGCCGAGGUCAUGGCGAGACGGCAAGGCACGCAAGCUGGCGACCCCGCCAAGGGGGCCAAGGCCAUGUAUAAACUGGCCUGCAUGAAAGAGCCACCCCUGAGAGUUGUGAUUGGGUCGGAUGCGUAUGCUGGCGUCAUGAACAAGAUCGACCAGUAUGAGCAGAAUUACAAGCGGUUUGAGCGCUUGAGCAAUGAGACGGAUGUCGAUGGGUGGCAGGGGGGCCCGUGA